Messenger RNA from Brassica rapa (field mustard), 6234 nucleotides. Its product is annotated as IQ domain-containing protein IQM5. The record is from RefSeq and is a predicted model, not a curated record. Lineage: Eukaryota; Viridiplantae; Streptophyta; Magnoliopsida; Brassicales; Brassicaceae.
UGUGGCAGCACGUUGACAAAAGAGAAGAAUGUGUAAUAGAACAACUCGUAAAGUCAUAAUACCAAAUCGAUAUCGAAAAAUGUGGCUUGCUUUUCUUGAACUUUUAAUUAGCUAAAGUUUUACACUUGUAACAUUUUGGACUUAACGCUAAUACGUAAUGUGUUUUUAUUUCUCACCCAUGCGAGACCUUUUUGUCUGAACAACAGAAAAAAAAAAAGUAAAAAGAAUAUUCAGAUUAAAAUACACGUACUUACGGUCUUACUUGUUGAACAAUGUCCGUUGCUUGGGGUGGUGUUUUACUUGGUAAAUAAGCAUAAAGUUAAAACCCUUUUAUUACGCCUCCCAGUGCACAUGAUGAAGUCAAUUCUUACGUUUACAAAAUAUUGUUAUUCAAAACUAGAAUAUUCUAUUCAAAAUUGAGAAAUUGGUUUGUCGAUUAAAAUAUUCAAUAUUUGCACAUAUAGUUUUAAGAUACUGUUUUAUAACUAAAAACAUUUGAUAGUAUUGAUACGAUAAAGAUUAAGGCUGCGAUUUUGGUUAGUUUAAGGCUGCGAUUUUGUUUGCAUUAAUAAACCAAAUAUCUUGAAGUCUGAACUAAUGAACACGUACGCUGCGUAGUUGACUAUAAACAAUAAGAAGCUCCUUUUGGAAAGCCCCAAAUGUAAAGGGACUUGACCCAAAUUGGUUGACUCUACAUUUUACACCUUUCCACCCCGAACAGGUUUUGGUCCUCUCUUGUUGUCUUUAUCACAUUCAUUUAUGGUUGCUUUCUUUGACCGUCAUAAAUUAUACUCAUAUUUAUUUUACUAACAUAUUAGUGUUAUUAAUUGGCUGGACAACUGAGAUCAAUUAAGGAAUGUAUUUUCACUUAUAAGAUUGGCUUUGCACUAUCGUAAUCGUAAAUUCGCAAUCAUAUUAUUUAAAGUUUUGAUAUGCAGCAACAUGCACACCGCGUUUUCUCACCAAACUCGAAUGUUAUAGAAUUGAUUCGACUAGUGUGGAAUUCUGUAACCAAAAGAACGAGAAAAUUAGUCCCACGAGGCUACGACGAGGACAGGAACUUCCUUAAUUACACGGUUUCGUUUACUAGUUACAACGUUAUGAUCUAAUGGUUUCACGAUAUUAUAUGAAACAAAAAUGGUGUUGUUAUAUAUAUUAAGCUACUGUAUAGAGCACUAUUUUGUAUCAUGUCGCUAGUAAGAUACCAGCUCAGUAGCUCACAGGAGAAGAGUUCAACAUGAUUAUUUUAUUUCACGAUUAUGUCUUCAUGUGUAUUCUUAACACAGUAUUAAGAUAAGUUACAAGAAAAAAUUACAUUGUUGAACUCAUGGGGAUCAUAAAAAAAAGAUAUUUACCCCAAUAGACCACAACAAUUAGUAUAAUAUUAGGCCUAUAGCUAAGAUUUGUAGAUUUGAUAUGGGUUAUAUGACCCCCCUUGACUAUAAGUUGGUUCCACCACUUGGCAAAGAGUACCGUCAAACGUAGAUUUCAUAUGGCGCUCAGAUGAUAUAUUUAGGUGUGAAUUUUUGUAAGUUAGAUAAAAUGCACACAAAUAUUUAUAACCACGUAAUGAUGUUCUAAUAACAGGUAAUAUUUGGGUUGAUAAAAGCACUUCACUAUAUUUUAUUGUGUUGGUACACAAAUAUAAAGUUAAAACCAUUGCUUACGGCUCAUUUAAAUAUUCAAAUAAAUGAUCCAUUUGUAGACUGCAUAUUUUUUUAGGAAUUAGUUGAGCAUUUUCAUAAGUCCACAGUGCCUAGGUUAAAAAAUAAUAUAUACUGAUUAGCAUAAACAGAAGUAGAACAGUACGUUGACUGAAACAAAAAUAACUAGUGGAUAGUUAUCAUGAUCGGGACAUAAAAUUCUUUUUUUUUGAAAAAGGGUUUUCAUUAAUAUUUUUUUGUUUUUUUUCCAACAGAAAUUAAAUAAAGCCCAACUACAAUCCCAAAUGGGCCCAAUUAGACAAAACCUAGAAGAGUAACAAGCCCAAAAUAGCCCAAAAGCUGGCGAAAACCCUAGCUCCGAGCCUCACCCUCUCACGAUGAAGCCGCCACGUCGGAGAUCAGGAGACCGCUGACGCCAAGACCAGAAACCGACCUCCGCCAUAAGUGCUACCGCCUGGAUAGAGAAGAACCUCACCGGAAGGACUAUGUAGGGACUAGGUGAACGCCGGAGAAAAGAACAGAGAACCCAAGAAUCCGAGAGCCAAGCAGAUCCAGUCCAAAGACCGUUGCCGUAAUCAGCCGCCUCCGGUGAUCUCUUUCACGCCUCUCCGCUGCCCUCAAAACGGAAAGCUUACUUGAGGCACCGGAAGUUCAUGCUACCAUAUCCCAGUUCCGCCUUGAAAACCAUCUCCUCACCGAGAGCCACCACCCCCCUUCACAGAUCUGCUCCACUCGACUCCAAGAAGCGAGCUCUGACCAAAUCUCCACCGAAAACCCCUGAGGAAGCGAUGACCUAACUCCGUCCUCAAGAACUAGGAAACGCAAAGAGCCGCCGCCAUCGAUCUGACAGAAACCGAACCACUCACAACUUCAAAUCUGAAUCGCCACCAAGUCCUCUUCUAGAUCUGUUAAAUCACGGAUGCAAACCCAGGCAAAAAGAAAUAAAAAGAAAGAUGCCUCUCACAAUCUCACGGUAGAAAUUGGAGAGGGAGGUUGAAUCGAUGGCUUUGUGGUCAGGAGAGAGAAGAGAGGUUUUUUUUCUGGAACGAUUGUCCUCGAGUGGGACAUAAAAUUCUGAAAUGCACAUAAACUGGAAAGACGAAAACAUUGUAUAACCAAGAACGAGGACAUAUUCAAAGAUGCCACGAUUCAUACGUAACGCCGUGCGUAUAUCACAUUGAAUUGUAAGUGAGUAUGUAAAUAUGUAAUAUAUAGAGAAUGUAUACUUCUAACAAUGUCAACAAAAAUAUAUAAACCCUUUUCUCAAAAUAAUGUAUAUAGGUUGUAAGAUUAUACAAUAAUUUGACGACGUAUGCAAAGAUGAUCCACACAUGUUACACGCCGUACGUAUAUAACACACACUCAAAUAUUGGUUCAGUUAUGUUUAUACAAUAAUAUAUGUAUACUUCUAGUAGUGCUAUAAAAAUGUAGAAGAUAAGUCGUGAGUACGAUUAUCUAACCGAUACGCGGACGUAUUCAAAGAUGUCCCACACGCUAGUAUGUUUUAUAAAUCAGAGGAAAAUGUUAAAGCUUUGAAUAAAGACUCAGAAAAAUCUUCACUGCGUAUCCUAAAGGUUCAGUCACAAACUUUUCUGAAGAAAAUCUAAUAAUUACGUCAUAUUUAUUUAUCAGUUAAUAUAUAAUAACACUGCUUAUAUAUAUAUAUAUAUAUAUAUAUAGAAGACGGGCAAAGAAGAGACAUUAACAGAAACAGAGUUCUUCUUUUGUAUUUAAUUGGUCUCUCUUUUUGCCGCCAGAAAAAGAUACAGCGUUCGACAAACUUCUUUACAUCGUAACAGUUUCUUACAGGUAGCUUUCAUGGCUUUAUCUUUUGGGUGCUUACAAAGAGGCAACAGUUUCAAGAAAGAUUCACAAGAGUGCGAAACACCGAGACUUCUGAAAAGCCCAGUAAAAAUGUAUCUGGAGAAGACUUUAUCGUUCAAAGAUUUGGUCGAGAAGGGGAACAAAUACAAAGAUGAAAAUUUAGGGGUCAAAACGAGAAAAAGUGUAAACUUGAAGGGUCCUAAACCAGAUAACAUGGUUCUUCUUGAGAGGAGUCUCUCGUUCACAAGUCUAGUCCAGGUAGAGCACAAGGAAGAAGAAGAAGGCUCGUCUCCAAAACGUAGGAACAGGGGCAAAAUGGGAAUCUCGGGGAGUUUAACGGCGUUAAGUCUACCACAACCUCCGCCGUUUUGGUCUCCGAGACCAUCAACGGAGCUUGACGCUGCCGCUGUUACCUUACAAAAGGUUUACAAGAGUUACCGAACGCGUCGAAAUCUCGCUGACUGUGCAGUAGUCGUUGAAGAAUUAUGGUGGAAAGAAUUGAAAUUGGCAGCAUCAGAACCGAACCGAACCAACCAGACGGCUGUGUCGAGGUGGGCAAGAGCUGGAACAAAAGCAGCAAAGGUAGGGAAAGGUUUGUUGAAAGAUGAUAAAGCCCAGAAACUAGCUUUGCGACAUUGGUUAGAAGCUAUUGAUCCACGUCAUCGGUACGGGCAUAACUUACACUUAUACUACGAUGUUUGGUCAGUAAGCGAGAGUAGUCAGCCAUUUUUCUUCUGGUUAGACAUUGGAGAGGGCAGGCAAGUGAAUCUUACCAAAUGUCCAAGAACGCUUCUUCAACGACAAUGCAUCACUUACCUUGGUCCGAAAGAGAGACAAGCAUACGAAGUCGUAGUGGAAGGAGGGAAACUAGUCAACCGACAAAACAAGAACCUCGUUGAGACCAUCGAAGGAACAAAGUGGAUCUUCGUGUUAAGCACGACAAGAAAACUAUACAUUGGUCAAAAGGAAAAAGGUCGGUUUCAACAUUCGAGUUUUCUCUCCGGUGCCGCCAUUACUGCUGCCGGUAGAAUUGUUUCACACGGCGGAGUUGUAGAAGCUGUGUGGUCAUACAGUGGUCAUUAUCGCCCGACGGAAGAGAAUUUCCAAGAAUUUAUCGGGUUCUUAAAAGAAAACAGUGUGGAUCUUACCAACGUUAAGUUGAAUCCGAUUGACGAUGAUAAGUAUAUUGUCUCUAAUAAUGAGGGAAGCACUAAACCGCUGAAAUCCGAAGGUAGAGAUGAAACCACGGUUAUUCCGGUUGAACCGCCGGUAGAGGAUUCCGGAGAACAAAAACGUUUCAUGUGCAAGUGGAGUACCGGAAAUGGACCUAGGAUCGGGUGUGUGCGGGACUACCCUAUGGAUUUGCAGAUCCGAGCGCUUGAACAAGUCAACCUUUCUCCUCGUGUGGUCAAUGGAAAGAUGGGAUUAUUUGGUCCAAUACCUUCGCCAAGGCCUAGUCCAAAGAUUCGAGUCUCCCCUAGACUAUUUUGCAUGGGUCUUCCAAGUCCGAGAAACUAAUUUCUCGUUUUUUUCCUGAUCUGAUCAUACAUGUUCUUUUUGUCACCUCUCUGAUCUGGGGUGAUUCUUUAACAGGGUUACAACUUUUACACAUUUCAAAUAAUUUAAUUUUCCAUAAUUUUUAAGGUUAUAGUAACCUUUAUUUACUUUGUAACACCGCUUCAAUAUCAUUAUUUUAUUUACAGAAUUAAUAAUAUAACACAUUUAUUGACAAUAGCUUUGUGUUUGCUGUUGAAAUGAAUCCAUUUGUACGAUACAAAUACAAUAUUCUAUCUAAUCUUUACCAGAUUUGUUUUAUUAAUCUGAGUUCCAUACUAUAUGCAAACGGAAAUGAUUUUCAAACUUUUUUUAUGGUGCAAAGAUCCGAGGAUCUCUAAAAUGAUGUGUGGAUCCGUUUGAGUUCUUUAGCUACUUGCAUCAUUCUCGGUCUGUCUUCAUUACUCUCCUGGCAGCAGCUCAGAGCAAGUGCAAUACACGAUUCAAGUGUCAAUUUCUGGGCACAUGUGAUGUCCUUCAUUAACAUUGGAUCAAUUAGUUUUUUUUCUCAUACAAACCUUUCACAUAGCUAAUAGCUAGUGGGGUCACCAUCAGAGCUAGUGGAGACGAGAGCUGGUUUGCCAGUGAGGAAAACCAUCAACAAGACUCCAAAGCUGUACACAUCUGUAUAUUCUGUCACUACUUUUGUGUAAGCGUAUGAUGGAUCAAGGUAUCCUAAUGAUCCUAUCACCAAAUCAACUUCUAUUCUUGAUUUUCCCUCUGGGAGAGUUAUGGACAUUGAGAAAUCGGAAAACUUGGCGGUCAAGUUCCUGUCCAAGACAAUCCUAUAUUUUUUAAAACCAAUGUUGUAGCUGCAAAACCAAAGGUCAGAGUUACUUCAAAAUCUAAAUUAAGAUUUUCACUUAUACGUGUGGACAACCGUAACAACAUCCGAUAACAUAAACUUUCGUUGGACCAAAAAUCUUGGUAUAUCAUCAUUGUCUUGUGUCGGUAACAUACGAGUCGCUAAAGAUGACGAUAUAAUUGACUAUUUUUAUCUCUUUGAACUUUGUUGAUGUCUCAUUAUGAGACAUAUCCACACACUUCAAAACAGUGUUUACUGAUUAAUAUUUGUUAGAAUAGGAUCGAAGAUCUCAUUAUGAAGGAGUAACUAAGUAAAAAGUAAUAAGAUUUUCUGAUUCAAAAAAUGAAAGCCGAUAAAAGUCAGAUAUUCAAAACGAAACAAAAAAUU